Caenorhabditis auriculariae is the source of this 970-nucleotide messenger RNA. The record is from the annotation of a GenBank genome assembly. Lineage: Eukaryota; Metazoa; Nematoda; Chromadorea; Rhabditida; Rhabditidae.
AUGGUCGACGGUGUGCCACAUCCGCCAACGGACUUUUUCGCGCCAAAGGUCGGAGGCGCCAUUCUAAGGGGUCACCCUCUGACGAGCCUUUCAAAUUUUUCGUUCCGAGUUUGAAAACCAUGAAAAACCAUGAAAACGAAGUUACACAAGAGUUUCAAUUCAGAAAUAAAAACAACUCAAAAUCUUUUUUUGGCUCAGUAAAUUUGUCGUAUUGUGACUAUGGACAAAAUGCUGAUGAAAUUGCAGUGGAAUCAAAUUCAAAAACAGACAAACCGACAUUCAAAACACUCGUAACAAUAAAGAAUUCUAUCUUUUCAAUUUGUCAUCAUAGUCAGUUGAAUAUGCCGGUGUUUGUCAAUGUUUUACACGUUCUGAAACAUUUAUCGUUCCGCCGGGUACCUAUUCAGCUCGGCUAUUAUUCAAAGCGAAAAGUGUUCCAGAGCGAUGGAAACGAUGAAAAAAUCACCGGAAUAAUGAACUGGGAGAUAAAGAAAACUCGAAAAGAUACAUUACUCCAAAAUUCAAAUUUCUAACUUGAAUAUUCUCAACGAACGAAAAAGAAAAAAAGUUCCAGAUUGAUCGAGUUUAAGAUAAAAUCAUAGAAAGAAUUCAAACGGGAGCAUGAAAAAAUUUUGAAUAGGCAGCGAAAAUCAUUAAUAAAGAGUUUUCGGGGAAGCGAAAAUUUUUGAGAUGAAAGAUUUUUUUUGAGUGGAAACUUUUGAUUUUGGACUAUUCUGUCCCAGAGAAAAACGUGAAGCAGAAAAUAUUUAAAACUGUGAAACAAACAAAGGAGAAGAACUACUACGUACGAUUUGGGAAACAGUCGAAAACAGGGAAAAAGAUGGAAGACGACCAUCCUUCCACACAGAAACGUGACCAGUCCCGGGCAGACCGGAGAGCCCAAUUCGAGCAGCCGUUCCCCACCGAGACAGCCAAAAUAAUGAAUGAAAUGGAGACACGCCCAUUCUGA